Molecule: messenger RNA, 1873 nt
Organism: Ziziphus jujuba (common jujube)
Lineage: Eukaryota; Viridiplantae; Streptophyta; Magnoliopsida; Rosales; Rhamnaceae
Product: PTI1-like tyrosine-protein kinase At3g15890
Exons: 4
Coding region: 485-1603 (372 amino acids)
Biological process (GO): protein phosphorylation
Molecular function (GO): protein kinase activity; ATP binding
Source: RefSeq, a predicted model, not a curated record
AGCUGGAUCAAAAAACAAAGAAAGAGGGUGGCUUAAGGAAGAAGAGUGUGGACUUUGUCUGUAAACAACAUUUUUUUUCUUCUUUCUGCAAAAAUCUCAUCUGAUUGUCCCAAAGCGCAACAUUCGCCAACAAUAGCUUCUUUUACCCACCAACCGAAACCAAACCAUUCCAAAGCAAAACAAACCAAAGCAAAGCAGAACAAACCAAAACCCAUACCAAGAAAUGUUCGGACCUUAUUCUUUUAAACUGUUACGCUUGGCAUCUUGUAAUCAUCAUCAUCAUCAUCAUCAUCAUCAUCAUCAUCCUGCUUCUCUUCACAACAACCUUUUCUCUCAACUUUUUGCUUCUACAAGUUAGAAAGUACAACAAGGAACAAGAAAGCUAGGAAAACAGAAGCAGGAGCUUAUUUUAUUUUAUUUUUUUGGUGGGUUUUUUUUUCCAAAUUGACCAAGGAAGUGGAUUUGAUUGGUGUGUGUUCUGGGUAUGGCUCUCUGCUCAAUGUUUUGUUGCGGGAAGGUUUCGGAUCGGAAGGAACGAGGGAAGAAGCAGCCAACCUGGAGGAUCUUUUCUUUGAAGGAAUUACAUGCAGCUACAAACAAUUUUAACUAUGAUAACAAACUGGGAGAAGGAGGAUUUGGCAGUGUUUACUGGGGUCAGCUUUGGGAUGGAUCGCAGAUUGCAGUCAAAAGGCUAAAGGUCUGGAGUGACAAAGCAGAGAUGGAAUUUGCUGUUGAGGUUGAGAUACUGGCACGUGUUCGGCACAAGAAUUUGCUGAGCUUACGUGGAUAUUGUGCUGAAGGGCAAGAGCGUUUAAUCGUAUAUGACUACAUGCCAAAUUUGAGCUUGCUUUCUCAUCUUCAUGGGCAACAUGCAUCUGAAUGCCUUCUUGAUUGGAACCGGAGAAUGAAUAUUGCAACUGGGUCUGCUGAAGGAAUUGCCUACCUUCACCACCAUGCUACUCCCCACAUAAUACACAGAGACAUCAAAGCUAGCAAUGUGUUGUUAAACUCUGAUUUUGUGGCCCAAGCUGCUGAUUUUGGAUUUGCAAAACUAAUUCCUGAUGGUGCAACACAUGUGACCACAAGAGUUAAGGGUACCCUUGGCUAUCUUGCACCUGAAUAUGCUAUGUUAGGAAAAGCAUCGGAAAGUUGUGAUGUCUUCAGCUUUGGCAUUCUUCUGCUAGAGCUUGCGAGUGGCAGGAAACCUAUUGAGAAACUGAAUGCAACAAUGAAACGGACAAUAACUGAUUGGGCACUGCCACUUGCUUGUGAGAAGAAAUUUGAUGAGUUAGCAGAUCCCAAGUUAAAUGGGAAGUAUGCAGAAAAUGAGCUGAAAAGAAUAAUCUAUGUUGCACUACUAUGUGCACACAAUCAGCCUGAAAAGAGACCUACCAUGCUUGAGGUGGUAGAGCUACUGAAGGGAGAAUCAAAAGACAAGUUGUCUCAACUAGAAAAUGAUGAAUUAUUUAAGUCUCCCCUAGCUGCGGAUUAUAAUGAUGGGCAAUCAGCUGCAGAAGACAGUUCAGAUUUCAUCUCAGAGGAGAAGGAUUUAAAACAGGAGUUGAAAGAGGAGACUCUGCCUGAAAUUGCACACAAUGGCUGACUGAUCAAAUGGGAGAAAAAAUUGAUGUCCAAAAAAAUAAAAAACAGAAAAAAGGGAGAAAAAUUUAGGUUUAGGAUUUGAAUAUUUCAUAUUUUGGGUUUUUACACAGGCAAGGUGGCUCUGGCUGUCAAUUUACAAGAAUAGCCAGGGGUGAUAGUUGCCCAUUGGAUUCGAAAACAUUAGUGUUUUAGACGUGUGUUUGUAUUUUGCUCUACAUCCUUUUCGUUUUGCUGUUUGUUCCAUUAUGUGAAUGAAAUGUACUGUUUUUCA